Suillus paluster is the source of this 2613-nucleotide messenger RNA. RefSeq names its product nucleoporin-interacting protein NIC96. The transcript is spliced from 12 exons. Gene Ontology annotation, biological process: protein import into nucleus; poly(A)+ mRNA export from nucleus. Gene Ontology annotation, molecular function: structural constituent of nuclear pore. NCBI's taxonomy places the organism in Eukaryota, Fungi, Basidiomycota, Agaricomycetes, Boletales, Suillaceae. Gene Ontology annotation, cellular component: nuclear pore. The coding region runs from base 1 to 2613 and encodes 870 amino acids. The record is from RefSeq and is a predicted model, not a curated record.
AUGACCUCCGACCUUUCUUCAUUGCUGAACUCCUCAAGAGCUCUGAACUCGCACCUUUCACGGCCUGAUCUCCCUUCCGUCAACCUUUCUCUAGAUCAAAUUGAGGCUCAGUCACGCCGGCUCGUAUCUCGACAACCUGGAGCAUCCAGUGAUGCUGACCGAGCGAACUACCUUUUGGCACAGGCUCAUGUCGAUGCACCUGCUCUUGCCAACUCCAUUGCUCACUUGAACACAUCAACGACUUUCUCUCCCCUCCAGCCCCUCCAAGACACGGAUGUCGCAGGCUAUCUUCGCCAUGCUCACGAACAGAAUCUUAUUUCAACGAUAGAAGAAGGUCGAAGGGAAACUCAGGAGAACUUCUAUCGUUUGCUUGAGGAGCGCAGUCACAAAGACUGGGAGGCUAAAAAGAGACGCGUGUUUGAAGAGCUGGGAGGUCGUGCUACCAGUGAUAGCAAAGCCCUUGCUGAGAUGAAAAAGAGCUUCCAUGGAAGGGCUGCACUGACGGCAAGCACAGGGCCUAGUUUGACUCUUCAGAUGCAGAGCAAGAUGAUGGCAUAUGAUCGUGCAAUCAGCGAAUUGAAUGCUGCCAGGUUGCGCGGAACAUCUUGUCCCAUCAUCCAUCUCCUCAUGCAAGCUACCGCAAGCCUGAACUCAGAGGCACGUAUUUCUCACUGUAUCGAAUGUCAACCUUCCAUGCAACAAAUGCUUCAAAACUUCCAUGUGCUUGCAAAGAUUACGGGCGAACCUCCUGCUCUGCCCCCUGUGGAACACGCAGGCGCUCACAUCUUGAACGCCCCGCUUUUCGAGCGCAAGUACGCGCGCGUCUACCUGGGGGAUAGCGACUCUCGGGAGGCCGCAGCUCUGCGGGCUCAGAUUGCCAAAGGCUCACGAGAAGCUCUCGAGGACCAGUUUUGGGAUAUCAUCGAACGUUCCAUCCAGUCGAGACCUAUGGAGGCCCGCCUUGGGGGAGAUCCUAGUGUAGCAAACAAAAUACGCGCCUUCCUCUUGAUGAGAUAUUAUAAAAACGGGCAGUGGGAAGAUCGGAUAGAGCUUGUCGCCGGUCAGCCUUUGUGGGCUAAGCUGUACUACCUUGUACGCACCGGUCACGCACAAGAGGCUCUAGACGAAGCUUUGAAAUCGCAGCAAGCCAUCGAGCACCGCGAAGACAGCUUCGUGAGCCACUUCCGCUCAUGGGUGGAGUCGCCAGAAAGACGGUUACCCAAACCCCAUCGUGACCACUUGCAAACAGUAUACAAUGCGCACAUGUUGCAUUCCGCAUCCGCAGAUCCGUUCAAGCUUGCUCUGUAUAAACUCAUGGGAAAACUCGAGCCUUCGCGGAGAACAGUGCCACAAGUGACGAUGACGACUGAGGAUUGGCUGUGGUUCCAGCUGGCAAUGGUCGAUGAAGAGGAAGAGGGUGGCCUGCGUGGGCUCACUGAAGUUCUCCUGAGCUAUGGAGAGCGCCAUUUCGACGGUGCGAAGAAGGGUGUGUGGCCUGGUGUUCUGCUCAUGUGCGGCCAAUUUGAGCGGGCUGUAGCUGCGCUAUGGGAACACCCAGAGACAGAAAUCGAAGCCGUCCACCUUGCCAUUGCGCUUGCAUACCAUGGGCUUCUGCGCGUUCCGUCUCGCGCUGAAACAUCUGACAUCAGUCCUUUGACCCUUUCCCCACUCUCACCUCCCGCACUCAGCCUGCCGAUGCUUAUUUGGCGAUAUGUGCGUCAGUUCGUUAAGAUGGACGCAAAGGAAGCACUUCAGUAUGUCUACUGCGUGUGUCUCUCGGCGGACCAAGGCGACGGUGUCGGCAAAGAGAACGUCGAGACCGCUUGGGAGCUCGUGAGGCGCAUCAUCGUUCUCGCUCACUCAGGUCCUGCCUGGGAAGAACUCGUCGGUGGAUUCAGACCCGAUGGCACGCGAUUCAGCGGCGUUAUUGAACAAGGCGCAACCCUUCUCCACCUACAAACCACCGCUCAGUACAACGAACAAAUUCUCAUCCGUGCCGCCCGCGACUCCGAGGAGAACGACCGCAUUCCCGAGGCUAUCAAACUGUACAACCUUGCCGGGGAUUACGGCACGGUCAUUUCAUGUCUCGCACAGGCACUCGGCAACACGCUGGCGCAGCCUGCAGGUGAAACAGAGAAGGGCAAAGUCAUCGAGCGUACGGCCGUUGAGAUUUUGAGGCAUUACGAGCGCACCAACCGGGCAGUGGGUAAGGAUCGAGAUGCCGCUGUUAGACUGUUGCGCAUCAGGGAAGCGAUCAAUGCAAAGAGCUCUGGGAGGUUUGAUAUUACGCUGGAGAUUAUGGAGUCCACGGAUCUCAUCCCUCUUGAUGGGGAUGUCGCGAAGAUUACGCGGAAGGCAGAGGAGUUCAAGGAUCUGCACGAUGCCUUGCAACGCAAUCUGCAAGUAUAUGUGCCGCUGACGAUGGAAGCGUUAGCGGCUGUACACCAAUCCAUCAAAAAUUCUGCUACGGCAGAAGCCACGAGACAAAUGACAUUGACAUCACUCAGGAAGAAAUCAAGGUCGCUGAUGGUGUUUUCUGGUAUACUGAAGUACAGGAUGUCUCCUGAUGUGUACUCAUAUCUCGCGAGAUUGGAUGUCGAGAUCGCUUUGUAA